AUGCUUUCCAUUGACUAUUGUAAACUUGUGGAAAUGGAAAGAGCUCAUACCUAUCUAGUUUCAAAGUUUGCUUGUGAUAUGGCAGUUAGGAACAUUGAUCAAGUCAAGAUAGAAGCAUAUAUUAAGGAUUUCAAGGAUGAACAAAGCACUCAAGAUACUGCUACCUUAUGUAAUAUCUUCAACAAUUUGUCAAGAACUUACUCUACAAAUAAUGUGAACGAAGCUACUCUUGUAAGAGACACUGUCGAACAUCUUUUCAAGGGGUAUUUUCCUAAUACUACAUUGACUAAAUCUCUUGGUGCUGACUCUAUGAUUCGUGAUUCUGCAAAGCGACCCACUGAACUGGGCCCAUCUCUCAAUACUUGUGGUAACUGUGCUGACUUCUCCAUGGCGUUAAACAAAGCAAAGUGCAUGCUUCUUUCCCUUGAGGCUAAAUCGAACAAGGCCAAGGGCGUAAAUGAUUUGAUUAGAUUAUGCCGCGAAUUGAAAGACACGAUCAAGGCCGUUAACAAUGAACAGCGUCCUGGUAUUGUUCUUUGUGGCAUCUUGAUGAAAGAUGGUGCUGUUCAACCUCCAUAUCAUAUACCUGAUACUUUGGUUAUCCUCUGCAUUCGCUUCCUACUAAAAGCGCGAGGUUUAUCAACCAGAGGAACAAGCAUCGUGGCCAAUUCCCUGCUGUUAAGUAAACUCUGGCAUGUCUUGAUAGUAGUUCCCGCUCCUAAGCAAUGGCUACAAGAGAUCUGUACGAUUGUGCGUAUUUUUGUCGUACCACUCAAGCCUGCAUUUUCCUGGUCAACUCUAUGCCGUAAGAAGAAACAUGGUGGUAUCAGUUUAGUCGACGUAGAAGAUCAAAUAUGGCUCUUCACAUGGCUUACUUACAGCAUCUACUGUCCGAUAGUAAAGCUAAGUCUGGUUUUUUGGCACCUUAAAUAA
Messenger RNA from Rhizopus microsporus ATCC 52813, 933 nucleotides. RefSeq lists its product as uncharacterized. The record is from RefSeq and is a predicted model, not a curated record. The coding region runs from base 1 to 933 and encodes 310 amino acids. Lineage: Eukaryota; Fungi; Mucoromycota; Mucoromycetes; Mucorales; Rhizopodaceae. The transcript is spliced from 2 exons.